Molecule: messenger RNA, 1366 nt
Organism: Ziziphus jujuba (common jujube)
Lineage: Eukaryota; Viridiplantae; Streptophyta; Magnoliopsida; Rosales; Rhamnaceae
Product: cathecol O-methyltransferase 1
Exons: 4
Coding region: 63-1199 (378 amino acids)
Biological process (GO): methylation
Molecular function (GO): protein dimerization activity; O-methyltransferase activity; S-adenosylmethionine-dependent methyltransferase activity
Source: RefSeq, a predicted model, not a curated record
UAAGACUGGAAUUCACCCUAAAACAAAAACAAAAGAAAAAAAGAGUCCCUCAGUGAGUUCAAAUGGCAUCCUCAGCGGAAGUAGAAAACCAGAGAGAACUCUAUGAUGCAGUGGAAAUUAGGAGGGAAGAAGAAGGAGUAGAAAGUUUCUCAUACGCAAUGCAACUGGCUAUGUCCUCUGUACUGUCCAUGUCCAUGCAAUGUGCAAUCGAGCUUGGCAUAUUUGAUAUCAUAGCCAAAGCAGGUCAGGAGGCCAAGCUCUCUCCGUCAGAGAUUGCAGCUCACAUGCCCACCACCAACCCUGACGCACCCGCCAUGCUCGACCGCCUUCUUAGGCUCCUGGCCUCCCACUCUGUUCUUACCUGCUCUUUGGUUGCACAUGACCACCACCUUAAUGCUAAUGGGUCUAAUUUCCAGAGGCUAUACGGUCUCUCUCCUGUCUCCAAAUUCUUUGUCACCGACAAUGAUGGCGUUUCCUUAGGCCCUUAUAUGGCACUCGUACAAGACAAUGUCUUCUUAACAAGCUGGUCACAACUGAAAGAAGCCAUUCUCCAUGGAGGACUACCCUUUACCAGAGCUCAUGGAACGCACGCUUUUGAAUACCUUGACUUGGACCUCAAGUUUAGUAAGGUUUUUAACGCUGCUAUGUGCAAUCAUAGCACUGUCGUUAUGAAAAAGAUCCUUGAAUUGUACAAGGGUUUUGAACCUCUUAAGCAACUGGUUGAUGUUGGUGGUGGUUUGGGAGUGAACCUUAAAUUAAUCACUUCCACAUACCCACACAUCAAGGGUAUUAACUUUGACUUGCCUCAUGUUAUAAAACAUGCUGCUUCUUAUCCAGGUGUAGAACAUGUAGGUGGAGACAUGUUUGCUGGUGUCCCACGUGGAGAUGCCAUUUUCAUGAAGUGGAUACUUCAUGAUUGGAAUGAUGGGAACUGCAUAAAGCUGUUGAAGAAUUGCCACAAGGCCAUUCCAGACAAUGGAAAGCUGAUUGUUGUGGAGGAGCUUCUUCCGGUUAUGCCAGAGACUAGCACUGCUGUGAAGAGCACCUCUCAAAUGGAUGUUCUUAUGAUGGCUCAAACCCCUAAAGGAAAAGAGAGGAGCAAACAAGAAUUCCUAGCCCUGGCAACCACCGCUGGAUUUAGCGGCAUCAGAUUUGAAUGUUUGAUCUGUAAUUUUUGGGUUAUGGAAUUCUUCAAAUAGAUCUGAUGUCAUAAACUUGCAUUGUUUGAUGCCAGCUAGUAGCACUCUGAAGAUCAUUAGAGGGAUCAUGUGAAACUGAAAUGUUUUAAUUUCUUCUUUAAUUGUUUCCUUUGUAUGUGUUUAUUUGGUGUUAUAAAUCUCUGAAUAACAUUGAAUCUUAAUUAUAA